Messenger RNA from Caenorhabditis remanei, 372 nucleotides. RefSeq lists its product as uncharacterized. Lineage: Eukaryota; Metazoa; Nematoda; Chromadorea; Rhabditida; Rhabditidae. The transcript is spliced from 2 exons. The record is from RefSeq and is a predicted model, not a curated record. Bases 1 to 372 code for a protein of 123 amino acids.
AUGCAAUUGCACCAGAAUAGAGAAUGGGUUCCACUUGUGCAUGCAAGGAAGAAGAAGACAUAUCGUUUCAAGUUCAAAAAACUGCUUCUGAAGAUUAACGAGGUUGGUGCAGAAUCUAUUGCGAAAUCGAACUUCUUCUUCUCUUCUGGAGCUGCGGCGGCGGCGUCUCCUUCAGCUGGAGCAGCGGUAGCGUCAGCAGCAGCUACACCUUCUUCAGCAACCUUUGGAGCUUCCUCGGCAGCGACUGGAGCUGCUGGAGUGUCGACUGGUGGCUCAGAAGUUGGAACUUCUGGAGCCUUCUCUUCAGCGACGAUUUCGUCGACUUUCUUGAUUUCGUCAGACAUUAUUGAUGUGUUUGUAGUGGUUGGUUAG